Molecule: messenger RNA, 7766 nt
Organism: Chlamydomonas reinhardtii
Lineage: Eukaryota; Viridiplantae; Chlorophyta; Chlorophyceae; Chlamydomonadales; Chlamydomonadaceae
Exons: 4
Coding region: 485-7246 (2253 amino acids)
Molecular function (GO): chromatin DNA binding; transcription coactivator activity
Source: RefSeq, a predicted model, not a curated record
GGGGCUCCUUGCCGGGCACUGUGGCCGCUUGGACGACGUCCGCGUCCUGCCUCAGCACAACAGUAUGGACAAGCUAUGCCAAACGGGUGAGCCGCAUGCGUAUUACGCGCAUUUAUCACAAAUUGCACUGCAAAGCACGUGGCAGGCGAAGCUCUUCUUGGCCCGGCAGCCUGCAAACGUUUAGUCCUUUGAAGCUUGCACUAGGACAAUCUGGUGAUAUCUAGGCUCAAUGAAGUGCCGAAUUGAGCCGGGAUCUGACAAGUCGCGUCAGGCGGUUGGGCAACGGAAUGGGCAGAUGUUUGCCCUCUCUUAACAAAACCUGCCGAUAAAGCGUUGGUCCUCACAUAAUGUGAUAUACUAUCCUAUCAUCAUAACACAUCUGAUACAAGAGUAACCAUAGAACACAAAUUCCAUCCUGCUUGCUGACCGCACGAAGGCUUUCAACCCUCACCUGAAGCUGUAAAUGGCAUAACUGGCCUGAAGAAUGCGCAUCGUGCAAGUCACCCGGCCUUUGGGCCACCGGAGGACACGCGUGGUCGCCGCGUCCGCAAUGCUACUCAUGGCUCUCGCGACUGUUGGGGCCGUCCUGGCUCACGCGGCCGCUGCCGAUGACCGGACCGAGCCUACAGGCUCCCGCCGCCAGCUGCAGUUUGCAGCGGCUCGCCGGGGCGUCGCAGCCAAGCUCGCCUUCGCCGCCGCUGCCGCCCGCAACACCGCCGCCAGAAACGCGAAGCAAAACACCGCCUCAUCCUCUUCCGCCGGCAAGCCUUCCAAGUCCACCAACGCCACCAUCACAACCACAACCGGCAGCGGCAGCCGCGGCAGCGGCCGCAGCGUUAGCGCCGCUAGCACCACCAGCAACCCUGAGAACGCAGCCGCGGCCACCGCUGCCGCUGCCGCAGCCAGGGCCGAUGAGGCGGAGCGGCAGCACCGUCUGUUUGGCUCUCUGCUGCAGCAGCAAAAGCCGAAGCGGCAGCCGCGCCAGAGGCGGAGCCGUGCCGCGUCCAAGCAGCAGCACACGGCGGUUACGACUGCCGCUGCUGGCGUGGGAGAAGGGAUGGAACGUAAUCCGCACGGCACUGCGCGCUCCGCCGCAGCGCCUGCUGCUGUCUCAGCUGCCGCGGCCGGCACUGGAGCCGCAGCCAAGCCCCGGCGCCGCCGUGCGCAGUACCACCUGCGUGCCGGCACCGACGCUGACGCCAUCGCCGAUCAGGCCAACCUCGCCCUCGUCUCCGCUGGCACUGCCCACAACAAGGUCCGCCGCGUUCCCACCGCGAAGGUCUUCCGCGUCUACAACGCCAACAAUGGGAAUGGCGGUGGCGGCGCCGCCGCCGCCGCUGCCGGCCUCCGCCGCCUCCAUGCCUCUACCUCUGCUGACGCCGCACUGCUUACCGCUUCUUCGGACACUUCCGCCGCCGCCGCCAGGCGUCACGAGAUGACUCACGCCGGCACAGCCUCUGCUCAAAGCGCUAUCGCUGACGGCGCCUUUGUCUCCCUUGCCGCCGCGGCUGCCGCAGCCGCCGCUGACGAGGCGGCAGAGGCUGCGGUCGACAUGGGCAUGGUGGCGGCGGACGACAGCACCUGGCCCGCCGACGAUGGCAGCAGUACCGGCAGUAGCAGUAGCAUCGCCAGCAGUAGCAGUGAGCGCCUCUACGAGUAUUACGAUUCGUACUUUGACUUGUCGCACGAGGACGAGCUAGAGGACAUGCUUGACACCGGCUAUUCCUGGGAGCCGUACAGCGCCGGCAGUAGCAGCCAGGAUGACUCAAACGUGUCGCUUGCUACUGCUGCUGCCGGCGGUGGUGCUAUUGACGCCGCCGAUGGUGCUGUUGACAUUGACGCGGCCAUCUCUGCGGUGGACGCGGACGCGGCGGCGAAUGGCGACAACGGCAGCGGCAGCGCCUUCGUUGGCUUUGAUGAUCUCUCGGACGAGCUUGCCUCCGCUGCGGCGGCGGUGGAGGCUGCUGCCGCCUCCGCCGCCGCUGGCACCUCUGCCGCCGCCGCUUCCAGCGAGCCCUCCCUGCUGACGCAGCUGUCCAGCGGCGACGGUGAGGCCUCCGCCGGCGCCUCUUCCUCCGCAGCCCUUCGCCGCCGCCGCUACCACAGCCGCCACCGCCGCAGCCGCGGCCGCCAGCAGCGGCGCUCGCUCCAUGCCGCCGCUAGCGCCGCCAGCGCUUCCGCCAAUGGCAUGUUCGGCAGCGGCGGCGGCAGCCGCGGUGGCAUCCAGCGGCAGGGUCUAUCCGCUGAGCAGCGUCAACAGCAACAGCAGCGUGAGGAGGCGGAGUGGCUGCUGCGUGCUGAGGGCGUGGAGUGGCUCCCUCGUGAGGACGCUCCAGAGCUGCCCGCUGCUGCGUACUAUUACCAACGUGACGCACAGGAGCCGCAGCAGGAGCCGCAGGAGCGGCAGCGAGAUGAGGAUGGUUACUGGCGGCCUGCUGCGGCAGAGGGUGGCGUGGUGCGCGGUGAUGACUACAGCUUCGAGUGGCAGCUGCUGGAUGCAGAGGAGGAUCCGUCGGAGCCGUACGUGUCACCAGCAGGUGAUGAGGACAGCAGCAGGUGGCUGGCGCGGCAGCAGGCGCAGCAGCAGCAGGAGCAGCAGGCGCAGGCGCGGCAGCAGGCACGGCAGCAGGCGCAGCAGCAGGCACAGCAGCAGGCGCAGCAGCAGGCGCGACAGCAGGCGCAGGCGCGCGUUGCGGACUGGGAGGAAGACCCCUCGUACAUCCUCCAUAGGGUUGCGCUGCCUGCUGCUGGCACGCCUGCCUCCGCCGCCUCUUCCGCUGCGUCCACCACCCUUGACGCCGCAGCCGCAGCCGCGAGCUCCCUGAAGGAUGACUGGUACGGUGAGCUUCUGCGCAAGGAGGAGGAGCGGUUGGUGUGGUCGGGCGAGGAGGCGGCAGCGGCGGAGCUUGCUGAGUGGGGCGAGCAGCAGUGGGGCGAGCAGCAGGCGGCGGAGCGGCAAUGGCCGUGGGACCGCCUUGGAGACGAGUGGUGGGACGAGUACACGUGGGAGUAUGUGGAGCAGCAGGAUGGCAGCUACUAUGAAGGCUGGGGUGAGAUGGACUCGUAUGUGGACGCAGAGCAGCGGGUCGGGCCCAACAGCAGCAGUGAUGAGGGCGACGGCGACGUUGGAUACCAUGACCAGAUGGAGCCAAUGUUUCUGGAGGAGGAGCAGUGGCGGGCCUACGAGGCCGCCCGUGAUGCAGCCUCUGCCUUUGCUGCGGUUGCCGCCACGAGCAGCAAGAGCCGCACCGCUGCCACGGCUGCCGCCGCGGCCGCCAGCACUGAAGCUGGCUUGGAGGGAGGUCGGGGUAAGGUGCAACGCUUUAAUGACGACUGGGAUGUGGUGAGCGGGGGGCCGCGCUUUCCGGAGCAGCCUACGCCGUGGGAGCUGUAUGAGGCAGCGGCUGAGGCAGCUGAGGCGGAGGCCGCAGAGGCAGAAGCGGCCCUCGCCGAUGACUUCAGCCUAUUUGACAACGCGUUGUCAGCCCAGCAGGAGCUGGCGGCAUAUGGUGGCAACACAAAGGACGCGGAGCUCUUCGACUCCCGCGAUGGCAGUAGCAGCGACGGCGGCGACCUUUCGGAUGCCUGGGAUGCCGCCGACUACAGCAUUGCAUCGUACUUCCUUACCGCCGAGCAGGGCGAUGAGGAUUAUUACGAAUGGCAGUACGAGCAGGAGUUGUACGACCAGCAGCCGAUGGAUCCAGAUUCUGUUGAUCAGUACGGCAGCUGGGAUUACGUCGGCCCCUACGACGACCCUUCGUUGACCGAGCCAGGCGCCGGCGCAGCCGUACUGGAGCGGGAGGCCGAGACCUGGGCGGUGGCGGCGCGGGACGCGCGCGGCGCUGCGGACACUGCUACUGCUGCUGCCGUCGCUGCGGUGGUGGAGACAGCUGCUGCUGCCAAUGCUGCAGCCGCCCACGAGAUGGCGGCGCGCGAGGUCUUUUACGCCCAACUGGCGGCGCAGCUCCGUCACAGUACGCUGCUGGAUGUUGCUGACGGCGCCGCCGCCAGUGAUGACGCCGCCGCCGCCAGUGACACUGGCGCCUCUGACCCUGGCUACCCCUAUGACUUUAGCUACUCCGACCUAGAUAUCAGCCCCGCUGACGCCACCGACGCCGCUGCCGCUGCUGCUGCCGGCGGCGCCGCCACUUCCUCUUCCUCCGAUGCCGACGCCUACCUCGCCGCCUCUGCAGAGGACUAUGAGGCCAGUGGCGCCUACCUCAUUCGCGUGGUGGUGCAAGCGGCCGGUGAGCUGAAGGCGGCGCUAGAGGGCUUGUACGGCGCCGGCGCCGUCGAUGACCCACAGCAGAAGCUGUCGGCCGCAGAGCUGACCCGCUGGGCCAAGCUCUACUUCGCAAGCGGCGGCGGCAGUAGCAGCAGCAGAGUGGGCGGCGGCAUUGGCAGUAGCAGGAGCAGCAGCGACGGUGGCGAGGCCGCCGGGGUCGACCACCAGCUGUUCUGGAGGGUGCACGACCGCGUGCUGGCACUGCGGGAGGCGCUCCGCCGCCAGGGCCUGUCCAUGCCACAGCUGCUACAGCUGCAGCAGGUGGAGCAUGGCAGUAGCGGCGGCCGUGCCGCCGCCGCGGACGCUGACGCUGCUACAGCCGACCCGGUCAAGCUUCACGACACCGUUGCUGGCUGGGACUCGCAGCCGGUCGAGAGCGGUGACGAGCUGGGCGUGUCGGAGGAGGGCCGGCGGCGGCGCCAGGCAGCGGCGGCGGCACUGCGCCUUGCGGAGCUGGAUGCGGCGGUGGCCUGGGCGCAGGAUGAGGUCGCGGCCGCGGCCGCAGUUGCAACGGUGGCGGAGGCGGCGGAGGUGGCUGCAGCUGCCGCCGUGGAGGCCUUCGAUGCGACUGCUACCAGCAGCAGCGGCGCCGCGAACCGGCAGGAGCUGCCGGACAGCGCCUGGCUUGGCGCCGAGGCCGAGAGCGCGGGCGCGGUCGGUCUGUGGAACGCGCUGGACGCGAUGUUUGGUGCGGGGCCGCUGCCGGCGGAGCUGGAGUCAGACCUGGUGGUUUUGUACGACACAGACCCGGCCGGUUUCAAUGCCGUACGGCGGGAGGUGCUGCGGCAGCGGGGCCUGGUCAUUGCGGCACAGGGCCUGGACGCGGAGAACCGUGUCAGCAUCGCCGCCGCCAUGACGGCGCUGCUGUCGCUCGCGCGCACGGGCUGGGUUCGUGCCAACCUGCGCGAUGGCGGCAGCGCCGCCGCAGCCGCAAUUGCCGGCGCUGGCGGUGGUAGCAGCGGCAGCAGUGACGCUGCGCGAAGCGAGGGGAAGGGUGAUUGGAGCGCCAAGCGGGGACACGCGCACACCAUUCGCAGCAGCCACAGCUACAGCCGCAGCGGCGGCGCAGCAGCGGACGACGCGCUGCCGCUUCCCCACGGCGCCACCUCCCACGAGGAGGCCCUGGCGGCAGUAGCGGCUGCCACCACUGCUACUGCCAGCGCUGCUACUGCCACUGCUACUGCCAGCGCUGCCACUGCCACCAGCUCCUCCAAGGCGACAGCUACUGCCACUUCAGCGAUGUCAGCAGCCCCGACUGCCGAGUCCUGGUACGCCCGCGCCCUGAGCCACCUCGCGCCAUACCCGCUUCUGCCGGCCCUGCCGCCCGCCAUCGCUCACAGCCCGCUCUGUGCCUGUGCGCUGCUGGCGGCGGCGCUGGCUGUAGCAUUGGCGGCUGUGGCGCUCGCCACCGGGCUGCGCCUGACUGACAGCUCCUGGCUGCAGCAGCCGCGCCGCGGUGCGGCAGUAGCAGCGGCCUCACAGAUGCUACUGCCGACCAGCCGGGCGGCUGCGCGCCGCCAGCAGGCCAAGCAGCAGUCCCGGCUGUGGGCCUGGGUCUGUGGCAGUAGCUGCCGGCUCCACGAGCCGCUACUGCCGGCUACCGAGAAUGCGGAGGCGUCGGCAGCAGCUUCGAAUGGCGGCGGCGGCAGUAGCAGCGGCCUCCGCCGUGACGUUGCCAGCAGCACUGACACCCUCCAGGCCGCUGACGGGGAGUCACGCGACACCUUUGACUGGCCGCCGGCGUCUGUCCCCACCGCUCUGCCGGCAGACCACAAUGCGCACCACCUUCCCCACGACAGCAGCCCCGCCGCCACUGGCGUCACCGGCCCCGCCAGCAGCACGACCUUCAUCAACCCGGUCGCCGGCGCCUUCCCGGUGCACCCUCACGUCAGUGGAGGCAGCGGUGGCGGCGGCGUUGGCGGCGGCAGCAGCUUCCUCCGCAUUCGCACCACUGGCCCCGCCACCACUGCCGCUACAGCCGCCGCUACAGCCGUCGCCGCUGACGAGCCCUCACACGCGCCAUGUUCGCCCGCUGACAGCCUCAUCUCCUGGACCUCGCUCGCCUCCCCCACUGCCGCCGCUGUCGCGGCCGGCCGCCUCCUCGCUCCCACCGCCCACACGCACCACGCCCGCAGCAGCUUGAGCCAGCAGUUUCGUUACUGCCCGCUCAGCCCUGCCGCCGGCACCGCCCCUGCCACCACUGCCGGCAACGUCGCUGGCGGUGCUGUUGCCAGCAGCCCAUACUUUUACAACCCCUUGUUGGCUCGCCACCCCCAUGGCCACCAAGCCGGCUCGCCCCUGGCCACCAGCACCGGCGGUGCCGCCGCCAGCGGCGCCGGCGCCGCCGCCGACCUCAACACCGCCCAUUGGGCCGUAGAGGACGACAACAGCGAUGUUUGCGUUACUCCGCUGCGGCGCAGCGCAGUCUCUUGCAUCGCCGCCAGCGGCCACCGCCGCAACAGCCACAGCUACAGCCAUGGCACCGGCGGCCCGCACUUUGCAACAGCCUACUUCCACGCCCGCGACGGCCUUAGCCGCGGCCUGACUACAGCCGUGUCGCCUCGCACGCCCCGACACAGCGGCGGCGCAGCAGCAGGAGGAGCUGACAGCGGUGGCACAAGUGUCGGAGCCGGCAGUAGCAGUGGCUGCUGCGGCAGUAGCGGGAGCCUGGUGCACAGGCGUGCUACUGCCGCCUUCCUGCUGGCGGGGGGUCCGUCGGCUGCGACUUCGGGUGUAGCACCACCAUCAUGCGGCAGCCCAUCGUGGGCUUACGCCGCCGCCUCGCCUGCUGCUGCCGCACGGGUGCGGUUCAACGCUCCUGGUGGCGCUGCUGCUACUGCUGUUCGUGCCACCGGCGGCACUGCUACUGCUGGUGGCGGCGGCGCGGACGUGUCCGUGCUGCUUGCGGAAGUCCCCAGCUCCCCCGUGGCAACGUCGGGGCCGCGUGUGCUGUGGGCUUGAGCAGCCUGUCAGGCAGGCGUACCGUCCUCCUGAAAAACGGACUGCGCGUACCGUAGUGGACGUUUCUUCUUAGGUGCAUGUGUUCUUAGAGGUUCCGAGGUGCCGCGCGUGUGCACGAUUGGACUGUGUCAGCGGUAUGAUGAGGAGCCUGUGGUCGAUGGGGUUUCAUUGGCGCUUUAUGGAAGUGAUGGAUGAUGCCAGAUGCACCCUGCAUAAUUGCUGACGUCUGCUUCUUUGCUGGGAUGUUGGAAAGCAGACGGACGGGGUCAUGGCUGCGCCCCAGGACACGCAACCGGUGCACAGGCGCCGGUGCACUAAAACUGUAAAGGAACUUGGGGCAUCAUGCAAAUGCGACAGGAUACAAUGGGACGGGGAUCGAAGGACCAUCUCCAGCCCACAUACAUAGGCACGGCCCUCCCUCGCGGCCUCGCCACUUUUCCACAGCAUUGCCUCGUGAGAUUGCAGAAACCCCAAAUGUUUCGGGGGCCCCGGCACACGGUUCGUGUAAAACCGCACUUAA